AUUUCAAWAACCCUUCAGUCCUAUCACUAAUUUCUGUUUUCGUUCUUUUCUCACUUGUAAGGCAAAGUGCACAGAAUGGCGGCGCAUAAAUCUUUCAGAAUUAAACAAAAGCUUGCUAAGAAGCUGAAGCAGAACCGUUCGGUUCCUCAGUGGAUACGUUUACGUACUGGAAAUACAAUUAGAUACAAUGCAAAGAGACGCCACUGGAGACGCACAAAGUUGAAGCUGUAAAUGAAUCUUUAUCAGUCGUUUGCGAUAAUGCGGAGUACUAUAUAAAUUCAAUAAAAGUUCAUUAAAAGUGUGUAGAACAAGACACAAUAAAAUAUUUUAAACUUCGAAAA
Messenger RNA from Bactrocera latifrons, 341 nucleotides. RefSeq names its product 60S ribosomal protein L39 (gene RpL39). Gene Ontology annotation, biological process: translation. The transcript is spliced from 3 exons. The record is from RefSeq and is a predicted model, not a curated record. Lineage: Eukaryota; Metazoa; Arthropoda; Insecta; Diptera; Tephritidae. Gene Ontology annotation, molecular function: structural constituent of ribosome. The coding region runs from base 76 to 231 and encodes 51 amino acids. Gene Ontology annotation, cellular component: cytosolic large ribosomal subunit; ribosome.